CUCAGGGCCAUAGAAGAUCAAAUACCCUAACAAACAUAUCUGCUUCUUUAACCUCCAUCGCUUCUUGCCACCUUACCCUUUGAAGCUUCAAAUAAUUUUUGUGACUAUGUUUCCUUUACAACAAGGCAAUGAACUGUGCUUCCAGAUUUCUUCUAAUACUCGCAACGAAAUCCCACAAGAUUUGAUUACCUCUCAUCCUGCGCUUUAUGGCAGUACUGAUGUAGCAGAUGACUUGGGACAAAGUAGGCGGCGAAAAUCCAUUUCUAUGGACAAUGAUCAGAGUGCUAGGGAUAACAGUAAUGAUAAGAAGAAGUUGUUGCAUAGGGAUAUUGAACGCCAAAGAAGGCAAGAAAUGACUACCCUUUAUGCAUCCCUUCGAUCUUUACUCCCUCUUGAAUAUAUCAAGGGAAAGCGUUCAAUAUCUGACCACAUGAACGAGGCUGUGAAUUAUAUAAAGCACCUGAAGAAAAGGAUCAAAGAACUAGAUUCCAAGAGGGAUGAGUUGAAGAAGAAGACUAAUUUCAGAAAUAUUCCCAUACAAAGUAGUGGAAAUUCAAAUAACUGUUCCCUAAGUACGGGAUUCAUAAUCCGUCCUUGUUUGAGCGGCAUUCAGAUUGUGUUUAGUAGCGGCUUUGGGGAGCAAAGUUCGAGCCUAUCAAGAGCACUGCAACUACUCCUUGAAGCUGAAAUUUCUGUAGUUAACUGUGUUUCCACCAAAGUGAAUGAAAGGGUAUUUCACACCAUCCAUGCUGAGGUGAAAGAUUCAACUUGCGUAAAUCUAUCCGAGCUGCAGCAGAAAUUAAACCCGCUUGUCCCUUGAUCUUGGUGAUGUUAUUUAUUCAAAUAACCAUGUUCCUGAGUGUUGAGGACACCAUAGUUCUGCACUGUACAUUUCUAACUUUUGAUCCGAAAACUAAACUUGGUUGUAAUUGCUUAGUUAGGCUUUGACCUGAUUUUCCUUAAUAAUAUCACUACAAAGAUACUCUA
Manihot esculenta (cassava) is the source of this 987-nucleotide messenger RNA. Its product is annotated as transcription factor bHLH36. The transcript has 3 exons. Lineage: Eukaryota; Viridiplantae; Streptophyta; Magnoliopsida; Malpighiales; Euphorbiaceae. The coding region runs from base 107 to 820 and encodes 237 amino acids. Gene Ontology annotation, biological process: regulation of transcription by RNA polymerase II. The record is from RefSeq and is a predicted model, not a curated record. Gene Ontology annotation, molecular function: protein dimerization activity; RNA polymerase II transcription regulatory region sequence-specific DNA binding; DNA-binding transcription factor activity, RNA polymerase II-specific. Gene Ontology annotation, cellular component: RNA polymerase II transcription regulator complex.